GCUACUCGACAAUCCCAUCGCUGCCGCAUGUCGGUGACAGCUGGCGUGCCGGCAUUGGAUGAGCUCGGCCUAUUCCUCAUCCACUCAUUUCACCAACUGCUCCCCGCCCUACUUACGUCACCGCGUCGAUAUAUAUAUGCGGCCGCUCGUAUAUUCUCCCCCCAUCCAUCAGCAUUCUUCGAGACAGGAGCUGACGAUCGACGCCCGACGAUGGCCGGAAUCGCCUUUGGUCGCUUCGACGACUCCUUCAGCGCCAGCACGCUCAGGGCCUACCUCGCCGAGUUCAUCUCCACGCUCCUCUUCGUCUUCGCCGGCGUCGGCUCAGCCAUCGCCUACAACAAGUUGACGUCGGACGCGGCGCUGGACCCGGCGGGGCUGGUGGCGGUGGCGGUGGCGCACGCGUUCGCGCUCUUCGUGACGGUGUCGAUCAGCGCCAACAUCUCCGGCGGGCACGUGAACCCGGCGGUGACAUUCGGGCUGGCGCUGGGCGGCCACAUCACCAUCCUCACGGGCGUCUUCUACUGGGUGGCGCAGUUGCUCGGAGCCGUCGUCGGGGCUUUUCUCGUCAAGUUUUCCACCGGACUUGAGACGCCGACGCAUGGACUGGGAGCGGGGGUGGGCGCCGGCGAAGGGGUGGUGUUCGAGAUAAUCAUCACCUUCGCGCUGGUGUACACGGUGUACGCAACGGCGGCGGACCCGAAGAAGGGGUCGCUGGGAACCAUCGCCCCCAUCGCCAUCGGAUUCAUUGUGGGCGCCAACAUCCUGGCGGCGGGCCCCUUCUCUGGUGGGUCCAUGAACCCGGCGCGCUCGUUCGGGCCCGCCGUGGCCAGCGGGGACUUCUCGGCGCUGUGGAUCUACUGGGUGGGCCCGCUGAUCGGUGGGGGCCUGGCGGGGGUGGUCUACACCUACGCCUUCCUGACCUCCGACCACCAACUGCUUCCCCAAUGAAACCGAAGGCGGCGACCGGUGACCAGAUCAUGUUGGUGAAGAAGAAGAAGAAUAAAUUAUUGAAGUUGUUAAUGGAUGAGGAAGUGCGAUGUAGUUGAUGUGGAUUUGUACGCUUUUUUUUUGUUUUUGCUCCAUGUGUUGACUUUAAUUGUUCCUCAAGCCGUCGUUUGUAAAAGAUUCGAUAUGGUUGACCAAAUCGGAGCUCGUUCUCUGAGAAAAUAGGCCGCAAAUCCUGGACCAUCACCUGCUCCAGCAUUUACAUUGAUCGGAAACAAUGACUCUCAUCAAUUUGAGCACAGAUCUCUUAAUUGGAUAUUUUUUGUGAUUUAA
Molecule: messenger RNA, 1278 nt
Organism: Zingiber officinale
Lineage: Eukaryota; Viridiplantae; Streptophyta; Magnoliopsida; Zingiberales; Zingiberaceae
Product: probable aquaporin TIP2-2
Exons: 3
Coding region: 28-948 (306 amino acids)
Biological process (GO): water transport; transmembrane transport
Cellular component (GO): membrane
Molecular function (GO): water channel activity
Source: RefSeq, a predicted model, not a curated record